AUGGAAUUUAAACUUCCGGAACUCGACUAUCCAUAUGAUGCACUUGAGCCCUUUAUCGAUGCAGAAACAAUGAAGAUUCACCAUACAAAGCACCACCAGGGAUACAUCAACAAUCUCGAAAAGACACUCCAGAGUAACAACAUUAAGGGGAGAAGCCUCAACUACUGUGUUACAAAGAGCCGGGGAAUUGUGGGAGUUCGAAGUAGUGUAAGAAGAGACAUAUCAAACUUCUCUGGAGGACACUACAACCAUAGCCUGUUCUGGAAGAUGAUGUGUCCUCCUGGAACUAGCGAUCCCAUAAGUCCGACUCUCCAGGAGUAUAUUAAUAAGUCCUUUGGAUCCUAUGAGAAGAUGGUUGAGGAAUUCAAUAGUGCUGCAGUGUCUUUAUUUGGCUCGGGAUGGGUGUGGAUAUGCUACAGACAGAGCGAGGGUAUUCUUGUUAUCAGAAAGACACAUAACCAGGACUCGAUAUGUAUGAAAACCUCAAACACAAUUCCGAUACUUGGCUUGGAUGUAUGGGAGCAUGCAUACUACCUGAAGUAUAAGAGUGCAAGGGCCGAAUAUGUAGAAAAGUGGUGGAAUGUUGUGAACUGGGGAACAGUCAACAAGCUAUUUGAGGAGAUUGCUCUUGGAAACAAAAAACUAUGUGUUAUGUCUGACGGAUCGAUUAAAUUCAAUUGA
This is a messenger RNA of Encephalitozoon intestinalis ATCC 50506, 681 nucleotides long. Its product is annotated as superoxide dismutase. NCBI's taxonomy places the organism in Eukaryota, Fungi, Microsporidia, Unikaryonidae. Gene Ontology annotation, molecular function: metal ion binding; superoxide dismutase activity. The transcript has a single exon. Gene Ontology annotation, biological process: superoxide metabolic process. The coding region runs from base 1 to 681 and encodes 226 amino acids. The record is from RefSeq and is a predicted model, not a curated record.